AGCCGGGCUGUUUAUCUUCUUCGCUACUGCACUCAACACAAUACCUGGCACGCAAUGGGAACCUAAUGACUCCCUCCUAGUCCUGUCUGUUGCCUGUUCUCUGUUUCUUUCGCGGUAAGCAAGCAUCUGUCUGGUUCGCGGCUGCCCGCAGGCACCGAGAUAAGCCCCCAGCACCGCGCAGGCGCUGGGCACAGAUAGAGAACGGAGGCCCCACAAGGGGGCGCCCUGCGGCGAGGCGGGUCCCGCCCGCGCCGGGCAGAGCCGGGGAACUACAAGUCCCAUGGUGCCUCGUGGCCGCCAGCGCGCAGGCGCAGCCGCCCUCGACGUCCUCGGUAGCGGGCGUCCUAGGCCGCAGUGCCCGGACCGAGCCGGAGGCCUGGGCGGCGUGUUCGGGAGCGGAGUCCGCGCCUGCCACCGCCAUGCCUGACACCUGGGACAAGGAUGUGUACCCCGAGCCCCCGACCCGCACCCCGGCGCUGUCGCCGCAGACUUGGCUACCCAACCCCAUCGUCUACCUGACGAAGGCCUUCGACCUCAUCGUGGACCGACCCGUGACCCUCGUGAGAGAAUUUAUAGAGCGGCAGCACGCUAAGAACAGGUAUUACUACUACCACCGGCAGUACCGCCGCGUGCCAGACAUCACGGAGUGCAAGGAGGAUGAUCUCUUGUGCAUGUUUGAAGCUGAGAUGCAGUGGAAGAGGGACUACAAAGUUGAUCAAGAAAUUGUCAACAUUGUCCAGGAACGGCUCAAGGCCUGUCAGCAGAGGGAGGGAGAAAACUACAAGCAGAACUGUACCAAGGAAGUGGAGCUCUUCACCCAGGUGGCCAAGGCCUACCAGGAUCGCUAUCAGGACUUGGGAGCCCUCGGUUCUGCCAGGAAAUGUCUGGCCAAACAGAAGCAGAGGAUGCUGGAAGAGAGAAAAGCUGCAAAAGCAGCUGCUGCUGCUGCCACCUCCUGAGGCAGCUGUGGGUGCCCUGCCAUGUGGCUCCCUAUGACUGCGCUAUUGCUGAAAUAAAGCCCUUCAACCUGUG
This is a messenger RNA of Saimiri boliviensis boliviensis (Bolivian squirrel monkey), 1032 nucleotides long. It is a transcript of the gene NDUFB10, whose product is annotated as NADH:ubiquinone oxidoreductase subunit B10. NCBI's taxonomy places the organism in Eukaryota, Metazoa, Chordata, Mammalia, Primates, Cebidae. The record is from RefSeq and is a predicted model, not a curated record. Gene Ontology annotation, cellular component: respiratory chain complex I.